This is a messenger RNA of Rhopalosiphum padi (bird cherry-oat aphid), 2848 nucleotides long. Its product is annotated as DIS3-like exonuclease 2. NCBI's taxonomy places the organism in Eukaryota, Metazoa, Arthropoda, Insecta, Hemiptera, Aphididae. Gene Ontology annotation, biological process: mRNA catabolic process; miRNA catabolic process. Gene Ontology annotation, molecular function: RNA binding; 3'-5'-RNA exonuclease activity. The record is from RefSeq and is a predicted model, not a curated record. Bases 234 to 2687 code for a protein of 817 amino acids. Gene Ontology annotation, cellular component: exosome (RNase complex); P-body. The transcript is spliced from 13 exons.
ACAGCAGUAAAUGUUGGCUGUUAACACUUCGCACUCAAAGUAGAACGUUUCGUUUAUCAUACGGGUACUCGUCUGUGGUUUUUUGGCAGUACCGAAUGCGAGUUUACAUGUUUCUACUUUCUGUUCUACACGAUAUAUUUAUGACACCCGAGUACUCGACUGUUAUAUCCGUCGGUCUUGAUCAUCGCUGUUAAUUCGUAUCCGUUUUCCCUCGAAUUCAUUCUCAAUCCAUCAUGGACUUUUUGGAAGAUCUGUCACGUCAACUGGAGGACAUCCGGCUGGACGGCACUAACGUGAGAGCGGAAUUCCCCUGCCCGCGGUCGGUCCUGCGAUAUCUCAACCAUCAAGGAUCUAUGAGUGAAACUAAUAGAUUAGCAUCAGCCUUAGAGAAUGGUAUAGAUAUCGAAGACACACCUGAAAAUCAAUCGAGAAUUCGUACAAGAAAAAGACUACAAAGGAGACAGAAACAAAAAUUAAAAUCUUUACUUGAUAAACAAAAUACUAAUUACAAAGAACAAAAUAGAUCAACUGUAGCUAUUAUGGAGCCAUUUCUUAGUCAAAAAAAUUAUUACCAUGAUUAUAUGGAGUUAGAUGAUGUGAUGAAAGGUCUAGAAAAUGGCGAACUUUUUGAAGGAAAUAUACGUAUUAGUCAAAAAUGUACCACAGAAGCAUAUGUUCCUUCACCAGAUAAAUCAAAGGAUAUAUUAAUAAACAGUAUUAGGGCACGGAAUAGAGCUCUAGAUGGUGAUAAAGUUGCCGUAAAGAUUUUGCAAAAAUCUGAAUGGAGGAACCCAGAUACAGAAGAUUGUCAAAGGACUGGUGAGGUGGUUUAUAUAUUAAAUAGCAAAGAGAACCGCAUAGUAGUAGGAACCCUGCUAGUCGAUAGAGGUGUUCUUCAUCGAUAUAGCACAUUAGUUCCCAGAGACAGUCGAUUUCCCAAAUUACUGGUAGACACUUCAAUUUGGCCGUUACCUAUUCAUUUGAAGGAAGGAACCAAGGAAUCAAAAGAAUUGUUUUAUGCUCUCUUACCACGUUGGGAAAAUUUUAAAUUUCCAAAAGCAAUAUUGAAAGGAGUUUUGGGCGAAUCUGGAGAAAUAAAUGCAGAAACUGAAGGUAUACUGAUCGCUCAUGAUAUACAAGAACAACCAUACCCAGAAGAUAUAGAUCAAUAUUUUCCGCCACAGUUUUCUGUGGAAGAAGAACUGAAACACAGGAAAGAUUUCAGAAAACAUUGUAUUUUCUCAAUUGACCCCCCUACAGCCAAAGAUCUAGACGAUGCCCUUUCCUGUGUACCACUGCCGAAUGGUAAUUUUGAAAUUGGUAUUCACAUAUCAGAUGUGUCUUAUUUUGUUAAGCAAGGCACACCACUAGAUGAAAUUGCAGAAAAAUUGGCCACUAGUGUUUAUCUAGUACAAAAAGUGUAUCACAUGUUACCUCCAGCGUUGACUAUGAGGGCGUCAUUACUACCCGGAACCGAUAAACUAGCUGUCUCUAUCACUUUGGAAAUGACACCUGAUGCUAAUGUGAUUAGUCACACUUUUAGUCAGUCUAUUAUACAUUCUUGUGCUCAAUUGCAUUAUGCACAUGCUCAAAUAUUCUUAGAAAAUCCUAAUAAAAAAGAUUGGGACGAAUCUGAGUUUCCUACUGUGUAUAAUGGUUAUACAAUCAAUGACUGUGCAACAGCCAUUAGCAAUUUACAUAAACUCGCGGCAGUAAUGAGAGAGAGACGUUUUGGCUCAGGUGCGCUGGCAAUCAAUCAACCUAAGUUGUCUUUUGAAAUUGAUAGAGCUACGUGCGAGCCAUUAUCGUAUUCGUUGUACAUACUCCACGAGAGUAAUUGGUUAAUAGAAGAAUUUAUGCUUCUUGCUAAUACGAUGGUCGCUGAACAUUUGAAGACUCACUUCCCAAAAACAGCUAUGCUCAGAAAUCAUCAAGCACCGGAUGUUACUCCUAUGGAAAAAGCAGUGAAACUAUUGAAAGUUCAUGGUAUCGAUAUUGAUGUUACUUCAGCUGGGUCUAUUCAUAAGUCUAAAGCUGCUUAUUGUCAAGGCGAAAAUUCAGAAAAUCCUCAUUGGGACAUUAUUAUCAGCAAUAUACUAUCAAAGCCAAUGGUUCGUGCCGAAUACUGUGUUAUCGAUACAUGCAGAUCCAUGUCUCAUUUUGCACUUAACGUACCAUACUAUACGCAUUUUACUUCUCCCAUCCGUAGGUAUCCGGACAUAGUCGUGCACCGUAUGCUAAUAUCGUGGUUAACAGGCAACCCAAUCAAGGAAUACGAAGACCCAAAACUCAUUCACCAGAUUGCCAUCAACAGCAAUGACAAAAAGAAUAAUGCGAAGAAAGCGUCAGAAGCUAGUGCAGAUAUAUACGCUGCAUGUUUGAUUGGUAAACUGGGAGGCCUAGUGGUUGAUGCGUCUGUUAUGGAAGUAAAGGAAAACUAUUUUGAAGCCACAGUCCUCUCGAUGAACAUGAACGUCAGAGUUUACGUGAACAUUUCUCCACACAACCCAGAUUUGCUGCACAAAUUCUGCAGGUUAUCGACUAUUGAUGAUAAACCCACGUUGACCAUUUGGUGGGAUCUUGAAGGUGAACACAAACAAACACUUCAACUCUUUGACAAAGUCAAAUUGAAGCUCUCAAAAAGAGAAAAUUGUUUGAAAUUAAGAGCCAUUUUAAUCAGAGACUAAUAGACUUCUAUUUAUUGUGAUUCAAUACAUAGUGUAUUUAAUAUUUUAAUUAAUACAUUUUUUUUUUUUUUUUAUUAUUAUUAUUGUUUUCAAGUUUUUGAUGAUAAGAAAUGUUAUUUAUUAAUAUGAUUUUUAUCAAUAAAUGCAUUUAUACUUUUAGA